Sycon ciliatum is the source of this 1406-nucleotide messenger RNA. RefSeq names its product large ribosomal subunit protein uL10-like. The record is from RefSeq and is a predicted model, not a curated record. NCBI's taxonomy places the organism in Eukaryota, Metazoa, Porifera, Calcarea, Leucosolenida, Sycettidae. Gene Ontology annotation, molecular function: structural constituent of ribosome. Gene Ontology annotation, cellular component: mitochondrial large ribosomal subunit. Gene Ontology annotation, biological process: translation. The transcript is spliced from 3 exons. Bases 161 to 916 code for a protein of 251 amino acids.
GUUUGAAACAGAAACUGGAAAGAAAGGUAUUUUCAACUACUUUUCAGCCAAUCGAUCACUUGCCAGCUACCAUUGGACCAAAUUAUGAUAUACUGCGCUAUUCCUACUGUCUAGUAAGUAAAAAGAACGAAAAGAUCGUUAAGCGAGGAGCAGCGCAGUGAUGCAGGCGCUGAGGCGUGCUGCUGUUCCGGCUGCAGCAGCAAGAAAUGGAGUAACUUAUAGAAGUUUCAUUCCCCACAGAGACACGAACAUUUUGUGGCCGUUUUGGAUGCAUAGUCCCCCAGAGCCGUACACACCGACGUUCGAAACACCCGUGUGGAAGAAAAUAUUUGAGGAGAAUAAGGUCGUACUGGCAUGGCAUAUGCCGUCAAUUUCACAGGACCGGUUUGAUGAUAUACGCUAUCAGUUCUUCCAGGAGGAUAUUGGCUUCAAGAGGUGCAACAAGAAGGACUGCCAUCCGUACAUUCUCAAGUCAAAGUACAGAAAUAUGACCCGUCUUAUGCAGCCAGGAUGUGCGGUGUCGUACACGAACGAGAUCAACAUCAAGAAAACUACAAAGAUUGCGCGGCCAUUCCUAAAUCUAGAGCUACUGGGAGGCUGCAUCGAGGGCGAGCUGCUGACGCGGAAUGAAGUGCUCAAGCUUUCCGGCAUUACGGACAUCACCCAGGUGCAGAGUGAGCUCAUUGGCGUCCUCUCCACACCAGCAUACCUUCUCUCAGCGUACUUGCAGAAGCAUGCCGACGGACCAGACGCACCAGCUGCAGCAGCAACACCGCAAGAUGCAGCAGCAACACCACCAGAUGCAGCAGCAGCAGCAGCAGAAAGCCAGCAGAAGGAUGCUGCAGUGCCAGCACAACAGGACGCAGCAGCAGCACCACCACCACCACCACCUGCAGCACCUGCAGAAAAUAAAUAAAAGUUAUAAAACCAAUGCCUUGACAUGGACACACUGUUUUGUGUGCUUUUUACACUGAGAUGUUAUUUGUGGCAGGCGAGUGAAAAUCUGCCCAUCAUCUGGAUGAGUGAGUGAUGUGUGAAACUUUUCCGCCUGGCUUUGUCCUGUGUGCAGUGCAAGCUAGGCCUGUGUAGUGAGCUCUGCCAGAACCAGAUGGACAUGUAUGAGGGAGAAUCAGUAUUACAGUAGUACUACUUGAAGUACUUCAGUGGAUUGCUCCACGUUUGCUUCAAGACGUUCUAUUCUGUUGUGUUGUGCUGGUGCAUCGUUGUUCUAUUGUUAGAAUUGAGCACACUGGCAUUGCAUUCAUGCCAGGCAUUCCCCCAGCACACCGCGUCACACUGUUGAUGAAUGUGUUGAUGCGGAUGUUUUUUUUUACAUCAUAGAAUGCUUGACGCGUGCACAGCGCAAGACUGAGAAAGUGGCAAGAAUACUGUGAGCCAACACCAUA